Molecule: messenger RNA, 1451 nt
Organism: Populus nigra (black poplar)
Lineage: Eukaryota; Viridiplantae; Streptophyta; Magnoliopsida; Malpighiales; Salicaceae
Product: WAT1-related protein At5g07050-like
Exons: 7
Coding region: 115-1338 (407 amino acids)
Cellular component (GO): plasma membrane
Molecular function (GO): transmembrane transporter activity
Source: RefSeq, a predicted model, not a curated record
AGCGCUAGUUUUUCCUUAGGGAGAAACACAACCUUCUUGAGUUGUCCUUCCUCGUUCUCUUCCUAAGUUUCUCUUUCACUAAAACAUAAGGAAUCCCAUCUGCGUCCAGAGAAAAUGAAGAACUUAGGGUGUUGCAGCAAGUUUCUUGAGAGUUCUAAGCCCUACUUUGCCAUGAUCGCCUUACAAUUUGGUUAUGCUGGCAUGAAUAUUAUAACAAAAGUGUCACUUAACCGUGGUAUGAGCCACUAUGUCCUUGUGGUUUAUCGCCAUGCCUUUGCCACUGCAGUCAUUGCUCCAUUUGCUUUGUUUUUUGAGAGGAAAAUGCAACCGAAGAUCACCUUUCCUGUUUUCAUGCAGAUAUUUGUCCUUGCCCUUCUUGGACCUGUGAUAGACCAGAACUUUUACUAUGCUGGUCUGAAGUAUACAUCCCCAACUUUCUCCUGUGCAAUGAGCAACAUGCUUCCUGCAAUGACAUUUGUCAUGGCAGUCAUAUUCCGGAUGGAGAAACUGGACAUAAAGAAGGUGAGAUGCCAAGCGAAGCUGCUGGGAACUCUAGUGACUGUUGCCGGGGCAAUGUUUAUGACCUUAUACAAGGGUCCUAUUGUAGAGAUGCUGUGGUCUAAGCAUAUCCAUCCACGUAAAUCCUAUGUGACUGAUACCACAGGGACGACUGACAAAGACUGGUUCAAGGGCUCCAUUCUGCUUAUCAUUGCUACUCUUGCUUGGGCUUCCUUGUUUGUUUUGCAAACCAAAGCAUUGAAGACAUAUAAGAACCACCAGCUCUCUCUCACGUCACUUGUGUGCUUCAUUGGAACCCUACAAGCUAUUGCUGUGACAUUUGUGAUGGAGCACAAGAGCUCGGUUUGGAGAAUUGGCUGGGACAUGAACCUCCUUGCUGCUGCCUAUGCUGGGAUAGUGACAUCAAGCAUCUCAUACUAUGUCCAAGGAUUGGUGAUAAAGAAAAAAGGUCCAGUUUUUGCUACUGCUUUUAGCCCUUUGAUGAUGAUCAUUGUAGCCAUCUUGGGCUCAUUCAUAUUGGCAGAAAAGAUAUACCUUGGAGGUAUUGUUGGUUCAGCCUUGAUAGUUAUGGGCCUAUACUCAGUCCUGUGGGGAAAGCACAAGGAGAAAAUGGAGGUCGACCCGGAGGAGAUACCAGAACCCGUAAAGGGUACUGUUCAAGGAAAUGGCAAUUCUAUAGUAGUGAUUGAAGAUAUCGAAGCUAAUGAAGUUCAGGUGCAGAAAGCGGAAGCCAACAACAAUUUCUCUGCGAUGGCCAUGAGCAUGCCCAUGGCCCUGCCAGACCUUCCACACAAAGAGAGCCAAGAGCCAAGAGCCUAGCAAAGAGGCCAGAAUGGAUAAACGGCCGGGAGUUGGCAUUAUUUUUUGCCCUUUUCAAUCCCCCAUUUUGCUAAGAUCUUUUUUUAAAUUUAUAUAUAUGUGGGGUUUUGAUG